UCAACACCAAACACCACCCACAUCGCGACAUCGCCAUCGCCAUCGCCAUUACCACCUCCGCAAAUGCCUCCCCUCCCCUCCUCCGCGCCGCGCCCCCUCCUCCCCCGCAUCAUCACCUACUACCAAACCCACCAUGACCCCUCCGGCAAGCCCAUCUCCCUCCUCCCACUCCUCACCCAGCCCUCCAUCUCCGUGACGCAUGUCAUGCUCGCCGCCAUCCACCUCAACGACGACCCCCAGGCCCUCACCCUCAACGACCACCCGCCCGACCACCCCCGCUUCGACACCCUCUGGGCCGAGCUCCGCGUCCUCCAGGCCUCGGGCGUCCGCGUCCUCGGCAUGCUCGGCGGCGCCGCCCCGGGCUCCUUCACCCGCCUCGACGGCGUCCGCUUCGAGGAGUACUACGCCCCGCUGCGGGACCUCGUUCGCCGCCGCGCCCUCGACGGCCUCGACCUCGACGUCGAGGAGAGCAUGUCCCUGGGCGGCGUCGUCCGCCUCAUCGACCGCCUGCGCGCCGACUUCGGCCCCGGCUUCGUCAUCACCCUCGCUCCCGUCGCCAUGGCCAUGCUCGACGCCGAGAAGAACCUCAGCGGCUUCGACUACGAGGCGCUCGAGGUGCUGCGCGGCCGCGACAUUGCCUGGUACAAUGUUCAGUUCUACUGCAACUGGGGCGACGCCAGCAACACCUACAUGUACGACCUCAUGCUCGGCAAGGGUUGGCCCCCGGAGAAGAUCGUCAUCGGCCUCGUCACUAACCCCGCCAACGGCGCCGGCUUCGUGCCCUGGCACAUGCUAUCUGUCGUUCUCGCCCUCCUGAAGCGUCGGCAUCAGCAGUUCGGUGGCGUCAUGGGCUGGGAGUACUUUAACGGCCUGCCAGGGGGCGCCGAACGCCCGUGGGAGUGGGCGAGGGACAUGACUUCGGUUUUGAGGCGCGAGGCGCUCGCACCCCCGCCUAACCAGCCACCACCACACGAACCUGCAGAGCCUCCCCCAAUACCGCCACGACCUUCUGCCUCAACAACGGCGCCAGUUCGUGAAGUCGAGGCUGAUCCGGAUGAUGUGAAGGGGGGUGCCGCCGUCGUUCCCUCGCCUUUUGACUACUACUCAGACGAGUCUCGAGAUGAUUGACGAUGUGAUGAAACUGAGCAGUGCCAUCUUGGUCGCGUCGAACAAGCACCGAGCCGGCUCUGGCCAUCAGGGUAUUGGCAUCAGUGUGCGGACCAAGAAUGAAUCACGGACGAGACGAUCGCAUACGGCCAACCUUGCAUCUGCACAUAAGCGUGGAUUGGAUUACUGCUACAUAGAAGCACGGCGCGACCCAAUAUAAAUAGACAUGUAAUGAAUCAAACGUCAAAUUGUCGUCCC
Messenger RNA from Purpureocillium takamizusanense, 1365 nucleotides. Its product is annotated as Chitinase. Gene Ontology annotation, biological process: carbohydrate metabolic process. Lineage: Eukaryota; Fungi; Ascomycota; Sordariomycetes; Hypocreales; Ophiocordycipitaceae. The transcript has a single exon. Gene Ontology annotation, molecular function: chitinase activity. The record is from RefSeq and is a predicted model, not a curated record. Gene Ontology annotation, cellular component: extracellular region. Bases 64 to 1128 code for a protein of 354 amino acids.